Molecule: messenger RNA, 7398 nt
Organism: Pipistrellus kuhlii (Kuhl's pipistrelle)
Lineage: Eukaryota; Metazoa; Chordata; Mammalia; Chiroptera; Vespertilionidae
Gene: WDFY2
Product: WD repeat and FYVE domain containing 2
Exons: 12
Coding region: 257-1459 (400 amino acids)
Molecular function (GO): protein binding; metal ion binding
Source: RefSeq, a predicted model, not a curated record
GGCCCCGCCCCCAGCUCCCGCCCCCUGCGCUGGUGGCGGCGCUGGGUUGCUGCGCUGGCUGGCGGUUUCGGGGCUCCGAGCCGGGAGCGCAGAGUGGUUCCUUGAGGCGGCGGCCGGGCUAUGAUCGCGGGUCCCCGCCGUUCCGUCCGGGCGAACCAGAGUCCUCGUUUCAGCGCGCGCCUCCGGCCGAGCGGUCUUCUCCACGCCGUCCCACCGCGCGUUUGGCAGCGGCGCUCCCGCCGCGCCCCCUCCUCUGAUGGCGGCGGAGAUCCAGCCCAAGCCGCUGACCCGCAAGCCGAUCCUGCUGCAGCGGGUCGAGGGGUCCCAGGAGGUGGUGAACAUGGCCGUGAUCGUUCCCAAGGAGGAGGGCGUCAUCAGUGUCUCCGAGGACAGGACAGUUCGCGUAUGGUUAAAGAGAGAUAGUGGACAAUAUUGGCCAAGCAUAUAUCAUAUGAUGCCUUCUCCAUGUUCAUGCAUGUCUUUUAACCCGGAAACAAGAAGACUGUCCAUAGGUCUAGACAAUGGUACAAUCUCAGAAUUUAUUUUAUCAGAAGAUUAUAACAAGAUGACUCCUGUGAAAAACUAUCAAGCACAUCAGAGCAGAGUGACGAUGAUCCUGUUUGUCCUGGAGCUGGAAUGGGUGCUGAGCACGGGACAAGACAAGCAGUUCGCCUGGCACUGCUCCGAGAGCGGGCAGCGCCUGGGAGGCUAUCGCACCGGUGCCGUGGCCUCGGGCCUGCAAUUCGAUGUUGAAACCCGGCAUGUGUUUAUUGGUGACCAUUCAGGCCAAGUAACCAUCCUCAAACUGGAGCAAGAAAACUGCACCCUGGUCACAACAUUCAGAGGACAUACAGGUGGGGUGACUGCUCUCUGUUGGGACCCGGUCCAGCGAGUUUUGUUCUCCGGCAGCUCUGAUCACUCUGUAAUCAUGUGGGACAUCGGUAGGAGAAAAGGAACUGCCAUCGAGCUCCAAGGACACAAUGACAAAAUCCAGGCCCUCUCCUAUGCACAGCACACACGGCAGCUCAUCUCAUGUGGCAGUGAUGGUGGCAUAGUCAUCUGGAACAUGGAUGUGGAGAGGCAGGAGACCCCUGAAUGGUUGGACAGUGACUCCUGCCAAAAGUGUGAUCAGCCUUUCUUCUGGAACUUCAAGCAAAUGUGGGACAGUAGGAAAAUUGGCCUAAGACAGCACCACUGCCGCAAGUGCGGGAAGGCCGUCUGCGGCAAGUGCAGCUCCAAACGCUCCUCCAUCCCCCUGAUGGGCUUUGAGUUUGAAGUGAGGGUCUGCGACAGCUGCCACGAGGCCAUCACGGAUGAAGAACGAGCGCCCACAGCCACAUUCCACGACAGUAAACACAACAUUGUGCACGUGCAUUUCGAUGCAACCCGGGGAUGGCUGCUGACUUCGGGAACCGACAAGGUUAUUAAGUUGUGGGAUAUGACCCCAGUAGUAUCUUGAUGACACUCCCAGGCAUCUGAAAGAUAGUGUUUACUCAAGAAAUGAUGGUUCUAAUCCAAAUCGUUACGGAGCUGUAAAGCAGACGUGUGAGAAGAGAGAAACUAAGGAAACUAGCUGAGUUUGCAUAUUACCUGCGCACAGUGGUGAGCCGGAGAAUGAACACUUGGAGGGGACUCUUUCAACUUGUUCAUACAAUAUAAAAGAAGAUAUUUUUUUAACAAAUGGUUUGUACAAUCUGGCUUGCUGCAUUGUUUGAGUAUACUGUAAACUCUGUGGAGUGUUUAAUUUUUAUAUUUUCAAUACUUCAUUUUAGUUGUUGCUUUGUGUGUCGGAGAAAUGAGGGAAAUGUCUGUUCAGGGUAUUUUUGGUCAUUUUAAUGCAGUUUCCAUGUUUUCACUUGGGCACAGAUCGCCAGGUCAGCAUUUUUUCUUCUCUAUGUAUCUACUCUCACCUUCAUCUGCUUUCACCAGAGUGUAUGUAUUUACCUGCUUAUAAACAGUGUUUCUGCUUUCCCAGAAAUCCUCUUCAGUUGAGAGAUUCGGAAAACCAUUCAUAUGGACUUACCAACUGACUUCUUGAAUCACCUGAAGAACGAUUGUAAUGUCUAACUUAUUCAUGUUCUUAUAUCGAGUAGAAAUGACCUGGUGUUUCUUCCUCAGUUUUCUCUGUCUUUCCCAUGUUAAAAAAAAAUGCCUUGAGAAAGCUGUUCCCAGCCAUUGUCAGCAUGGGAGUAGAUGAUUAUAACUCAGAGCUUCAAGUAUCAGUGCCUGGAUCGUUUCUAAUUCAAUUGGAGCCUUCUGAGACUUUCAUGUUUUAGUUUUAUUGACAUAGCUCUCCCUCACUUGUAUUAAAAACGAACAAAACAUUAUGUCCUAAAAAAAAAAAAAGGUGUUUUAAGCUAGUUUUUAUGUGAGACAUCACCUCUGAACUUGACCAUGUUCGUUAUGUGAGGUUGAAUCCUGUUCUCUUCCUCACCAUCUGUAUUUUCUCCCCCUUUAAAAACUAGAACACUUAUACUAAACUGUGUGGUCUGAGACAUAAAAGGUACUGAAUCUUACAGCUCUCAUGUCUUCCUGUUGGAAAUGUAAAAAGGGGCUUUAGAAAAUCAGUGUGAAGAACUCUGAUUUUAAGGGAAUCUAAUCAAAUUUGAUAAAAGUGAAAUAUUCUGUGUUUUAGUGAUUCAACUCACAAUAAUGAAUUCCUUUAAAAAAAAAUCUUAUUCUCACCUAUAAAAGUAGAAUUUAAAUGAGUGGGCAAGCAUGCACUAUGUGCCUGCCCCAUUCUAAGCUCAUUACAUGUUAUCACAUCAUUCAACCCUCACCUGUUGGGGGGUUUUGUGGGAAUCGCUAACUCUUGGGGAUUACUAUCAGGUUAAAUAAAACUUUCAGGUAAACAGCCCAAUUACUUGCCCAUUCUCUCUAAGUUCUACCUCCACCGUCUCCUGUUCACUUCUGAUUUGACCAUUUUUUAGUGGUAGUAUUUUAAAUCCUCCUGGGUUUUUUUCUCCUUUACUAGAAAGCAAAUUUUUCACUCAUGAUCAUUGAUUACUUUUCUUUCUAACCAAAAGAACUACAAACCAUACUUUGGAACCACCCCUAACACUGACCUAGCUGCUUCCUGCGGAAGGAGCUUCCCACAGUGACUGCUGCAGCAUCGGUGCUCCCCGUCAGCCACUGGGCACAACAGUCAUCACCCGAGACAUCAGGCCAGCCCACUGACCAUCCCUAAGCUCAGACGCACGCGUGUGUGUGCACAGAAAUGAUUACCAGUUGUCCCUUCAUUGGCCCCUUCCACAUUAACCUUGCUUGCCAUCAAGCUGUUAAAGUCAGAGUCCUUACUGCAUGAUUGCUCUAUGAGAGAGCUUUAAAAAGGGAAUUAAAUAAAAAUAUCCAGGUGUCUGUUUUGUAAUUGAUUACUAGAACCUGCAGCCAUUGCUAAGUUGUACAUAAUGGAGAACUAUGUUGGAAAUGAAUAACAGGGAUGGAACACUGUUUUCCAGCUUUUGGAAAUUGCAGAGAGGAAGACACAGUGUUAGAAAGGCAUGGGCCUGGUCAGGUCUGGAUGACUCACACCCCGUUGGGAAGGUGAUUGUCCCUGUGGGAUCACACGUGUACCUCGGUGUCUGUGUCUGUGACCCUGCACGUCACUGUGGCCAUCUCCCUCCCAGUGUGGCUGUACCCCAGCCCAUAGAGCCACUCGGAGACUGAAACCACUUGACACUUCAUUGGUGAGAGAGCUGCAAUCACAAACCACAGCUAUAUCAGGGUAUCCAUUUUUCUGCCCUUUUCUUUCUCCUCAAGUAAAUGGGUGCUUGAAUUUGUCUGUUUGUAAUACUGUGAAUUAUGUUGAAUCUCACGUUUUUGUAACUCGGCGAUCUGUGUGCUGGUGUUGGGUGUCUUCCCCGGCGUCUUAGGGAGAUGGAGCUCCAUCCCCAAGGGAGGAAGCUGCUCCGCACUUGCCUCCCCCCGUCCAGGUGGACUGUCCUGGUUCUUGCUUUGCCCUGUUGGGUUUGCACUUUACAUGCCUUUGUCUGUAUUACUGCGACACACAGAGCUUGGCAGGCGAGGCCUACAUGGCUCUGUUGGGUUGGGAAAGUGGCAGAACUGCACAUAGUUCUUUCUUUGGUAGGAUCAAACCAAUCACGUGCUCUCAGUUCCUCCAAAGAAACUAUAUUACUGGAACCUUUAACUGCCUGUAUGUCUCCACAGUAGCAAAGGUGGUUUUACAUUAAGCCCUUGAAGUUGUGUGUCUUUUAUAUGAGGUCAGUCAACCAUGAUAUAUUUGUUUGAAUUAUUCAAAGAAUCAUAAAAUCAUGAAACUGGAAGGGAUCUUCAGAGAUCUAGAAUGUUCCAUGCACAAAGCACUAGUUCUACCAGGCUUUAGACUAGCUGAGGUGUAAACAAGAGAAUCUAAAAGAAGGAUUUUCAAGCAAAUUGCUUUUGAACAUUACCUGGUAAUGGCACAAUCAAGGGGAGCGACUUCAGUGCCUUGAGACAGGGCUCCUGGGGAACCAGGCUUGUUCCUUAUGGAGCAGAUUUGACCCUGUGUUUAUGGGGGGAGAGGGGUACCAUGUAGUAAGGCAAUUAUUGCAGGUCUUCGUCAGUAUAAACGUCCCUGCACUUUCCCCACAGACUGCACAGUGGCAAUACUUAAGUGGAAAUCCAGGGACGUUGUAAGUGCACCUCCAGCCCAGUUGUGUGAAGACUCAUAACAAGUUGGCCUUGAGUGAGUUGCUGGGCCUACAGCAUUUGCCCUUCCUAUGGAACAUUACAUGUUUUGAGAUUAAUUUUUUAAAACAUAAUUUAUUUUUGCUUAACAUUAAUCUAUUUUUAAAGCCUGAGUUUUGACUUUUAAGCAAAGAGAUAGCUCUAAACUAUGUAUCAAAGUUACUGAAUAUAAAUAUUCAUCAAAUGACACUUUUUGCCUUUUCAUAUAAUUUAUUGUAUAAAGCCCUUGUUCGCUAAAAUUUACAUUUUAAAGUGAAAGGAAGCAUUUUGCUAAGUUAAAUAAUGCUAAGUUAAAUUUUUCCUGAUGUGAAAGCAUGGAUACCUAGCAAUUUGAUUGUAAAACACAGAAAUUAAGUUCCUUUUUAAUGCUCAGUUAUCUGGAUAAUCCUUGAGAUUCCAGUCCAUUUCGGCCAACCAUUUGAUAAGGGCUCCCUCUCUGCCAGGCUUGGAACUGGGCCUGGGAUGACAAGGUCCAUUUCCGGCCCAGAGCGGAGGCCACACAGAUGUGGAGAUGGGCCAUUUCAGUUCAGGGUGGGUGGGGCCAGAGGGACUUGGCUGAGGAAAGUCUUUGCUGAUCUGGGAGCGAGCUGACUGGUGAGUUGAAGAAGGAAAUGACUUUCCAGCCUGCAGAAACAAAGGCCCAUGAUCUGGCAUCAGCCUGCUGCAUCGGUGGUUUGCAGUUGCCAAAAAAUAUCAAGUUCCGGGCCGCAGUCCUGGAGCCUGUGCUCUCCUCACUCUGAGACACAGAUGCUCCUGGCUGCAGAGAGGGAGGCCACACAUAUUGGCUUUGAGGCGUGUGUUUACCUAGAGGCUCAUCAGUGUUAGAGACAAGAUUUUCCUGCCAUCCAGGCUAGUAUCAGAGUUCCUUUUUCUUUGGAAAUGCCUAGAAUUGUUUUCUUAAAAAGACCCAUGGUAACUAAUUUCUGAACUUCCGGGUACACGGCAGCUCGCUGGAGUCACUGAGGCGGAUAGAGCCAGAGACCAUGCAUGGACAUGGCCUGGAGGGAUCUAAUGGCACAAUUAUGUAAGUGGGCUGAGCUAGCUUCUCCCCGUUGCAAAGGAAUGACCUUGACCUGAGCAGGAGGAGAUUGUUCUAGACAGCUGGCACCACACUAACAUGCAGAGCCAAGCCUUUGGUACAGAAGCAGCAUUGUCUCAGUGCAGUGUGGCCAAGGUGAUAAAUCCUCCUGGCAUGGCCCUCUCCAAGCAGAAGGGAACUUUUUCCUCAAUGCAGUGACAGUGAAAGGGGCGCUGUCAGGCAGGGGUACCCCACCUCUCACUGCGGGGCUUGGCACUUUCUAGUUCCUGCUGUUCCUUCCAUUUGCCUUUGACCUUCAGUACCCAAGUAUCAUAUGUCUAUAAGUUAGUUUCAGAACAUGCAUGUUCAUAUUUCAAGUUUAACUUUACAACCAUGUAUCAUAUACUACUGAUUGAGGGGUCUUAAUUUUGUCUUUAAAUGUUGUCCUUCCCUCCGAGAAGCAUAUAUAGGCCUAACAUACCAAAGAAAUAUCUAAAAAUUAGAUCUGUCCAAAGUUGGAAUGGGAUCCCUCCUUUUAGUUUCCCAGGCGGGGAACGGAGACUGUAUGGCCCCUUGUCUGUGAUGUGGGAAGGAGGCUACGCCCAGAAUGAGGGUGGAGUUUGAUGAUUGUCCUUAGGAACCCUUCCAGGCCCAAGAUCCUGUGACUCCAUGAAUGUCAUGGAGUCAGUGGCCGAACCUCGGGACUGACUUAGCUCAGAUAAAUGGGAGCAUAUUGCAACAUCUUUGUCUUCUGUUCUGCCUUAAAAUGUUCAUGUUUAUGAGUCAAAAGUGUAUCUGACUUUAUUUGGAAGAAAGUGUCAGGGACUACAGGUUGGUUUAAAAAAGGUUAAGUUUAGAAUCUGGCCUUGAUAUUCAUGAUUCUUUCCUCCUCCCCUUUUCCCCUCCUGGUUCUCUGGAAAACAUGAGAGGGAGAACUAUAACAUAGAAAGGGAAAUGGUUUGCAGGGGAGAAAGUGUUUCACUUACAUACACUUUUUUCCCAUUUAAAUGGAUGACAACCUUAUGUCAGUACCAUACACCAAUAUGAAGUAUGGACCAAAAUACUGUGUUAUUGGUAACCAUUGUACUCUCAUGUAUAUUGUGUUUAUGCCAUUUGCCUUGCUUUUAAAUGACUUUUUUUUUUUUCAAUGUACUGUUUUGUGAAAGAAAACCUAUGAAAAGUAAGACUGUUAUUAACUGUACAACAGGGAAGGUGCUAGCCCCACCUCAUGCCUGUCAACCCCUGUAGCCGUAACCAGGGGCGUGGACAUUCUCCUCUGCCCGCCCGCGGUCUGUGGUCACGCCAGAGCUGGGCUGCAGCGGGCAUGUUACUUGAGGAUAUUUUUUUUCUUUUUGAAGUGAGAUUCUCCAAGGGAUCCAGCUGAAGAUGUAAAAAGCCUGAAGAUAGAACAGAUUUCUCAAAUGUGGUUUCUGUCACUGAUUCUAUCAACCAAACCGAGCAGCCUUGACAUUGACUUCCUGAAUGUGAUCAAGUGGGACUGAGCAGGGAUUCCCUACAGUGUUAAAAUGUCUAUUCAGUUCUACUUCAGAUGCUGCUGAAUGUUGGGAAUGUAUCUAAACUCUGCUCACUUUCCCACUGUGCUUCCCUCCAACUGAACUGUAUGUGUCGCCAUUACCAAUGUACGUUAGCAACGCAAAGUCGCUUCCAUGGUUUAAAAUAAAUAUCUGUGGAAA